Messenger RNA from Castor canadensis (American beaver), 1507 nucleotides. RefSeq names its product ARF like GTPase 8A (gene Arl8a). NCBI's taxonomy places the organism in Eukaryota, Metazoa, Chordata, Mammalia, Rodentia, Castoridae. The record is from RefSeq and is a predicted model, not a curated record. Gene Ontology annotation, cellular component: lysosomal membrane. Gene Ontology annotation, biological process: protein transport; anterograde axonal transport. Gene Ontology annotation, molecular function: GTPase activity; GTP binding.
UCAGGACAGUUCAAUGAGGACAUGAUCCCCACCGUGGGUUUCAACAUGCGCAAAAUCACCAAAGGGAACGUGACCAUCAAGCUCUGGGAUAUUGGGGGACAGCCCCGUUUCCGAAGCAUGUGGGAGCGUUACUGCCGAGGAGUGAGUGCCAUCGUGUACAUGGUGGAUGCUGCUGACCAGGAGAAGAUAGAAGCCUCCAAGAAUGAGCUCCACAACCUGCUGGACAAGCCACAGUUGCAGGGCAUCCCGGUCUUAGUCCUGGGGAACAAGCGAGACCUCCCAGGAGCACUGGAUGAGAAGGAGCUGAUUGAGAAAAUGAAUCUGUCCGCCAUCCAGGAUCGAGAGAUCUGCUGCUACUCCAUCUCCUGCAAAGAGAAGGAUAACAUUGACAUCACCCUACAGUGGCUUAUUCAACACUCAAAGUCACGGAGAAGCUGAGACUGCAGCCCUUCUCCCUCGGACCAGGGACUGCCGUCACCUAAACCUAAAGCCAAGCUCCCGCCCACCCUGUCAUCCCCCACCCCCAAGCCCACCCCUCCUCUCUCAGUGUGGGGAGGGGCCUCUGGGGCUCCCAGAGUCCUGUUCUGCUGAGGUUUGAACUCCUGUUUUUAUUGUAAAAUAAAUUGCCCCCCAUCUGGUCCCCUAACCUCUCCCCCCACCCUUCUCUCUUUGUCCCUUCACCUAGCCCUGUCUCCCUCUUCUUCCAACAGCCGUGGCCCCACAGCCCCCGCUCCCCACCCCCUGCCCUCCUCUGGCCUACCCCCUACUUCCCUUUUCAACACUGUUAUUGUCCUGUGUGUACAGUAUAUAUAUGUAUAUAUAUUUUAAUUUUUUAAUUUAAGCAAAGACUAAAAUCAACCAUUUGAUGCUGCAGGGGCCAUUUGGGGAUCUAGGAGGGGGCAAUCUGGAAAGAAAAGGAAAGAGGCAGAGUUGGCUGGGGGCAAGUUCACAUCUGGAAAGGUGGAGGUUGGCACCUGGGGCCGGUAACAGCCUGGGCACUGGUGGCCACCCUCCCCCCAUGUCCCUUGUGUUUCCGCCUCAUAGUCUGGCUUGUCUGUGCACGGCUUGAAUAUCACAGGCUGGCAGGAGCCUCUAAAGGCACCUCCUCUCUGUCCCCAGCCAUGGUAGAGCCACCAGGCAUAACCAGAUGCCAGAGACCACCAGGCCUAAGGGGCAAGAAGCCAGUGUCCAUGAUGCCCCCUCCCCUCUGCCUGCCUGUUCCUGGCCUCUGGGUCCUACCCCUACCCAGGGCCACCUCCAUGACCCACCUCAUUUUCUGUUCUCGUUUUGCAGAGUUGCACAAGGAGAGAACUCAGCAUGGGGGGUUGGUUCUUUGGGUUUUGUUUUUUGUUUAUUUGUUUAAUUUAAUGAUUUGUAAAGUGAUGUUCCUCUUCCUUUUUUACACUUUUCAGCUCAUAUUUAACCUCCAUUUGGAAAAUGAUUCUUGUAACUACAUUUUUUUUGCCUCCUAAUAACAAGAACAAUAAAUUACCAAUUUUGUGUUGGG